AUGCAGGCUCCGCCACUCGAGCAACACGAACAGUCAAGCGCGUCGCGUGAAGCGCGCACUGCCUUGGAUAAGACAAACUCGCCAUUCGAUGCGCAAAGAAUGCGUCAAAAAACAGACCUUACAUCACAGACGAGGCCCCGAUACCAGUCAAUCCAGUCUCUUGAUUUGCCAGGCCAGUAUCCUCAGACUGCGGGCAUCCCAGGUCAAUUCACUCAGCGCGUGGGCAUACCUAGCUGUGGUUACCCUAGCCAAGACUACCAGUCUGACUUCGGCUUUCGCACUGGUAAUACUUUCGUUAAUCAGACUGGUCCUGGUCAGUUUCCAGGUGAAUACGCGGAAAUGAUCGUUGACUUCGUCACAAAGCGGUUCCGCAAAGCCAAGGACAAGAGAAAAAGCGAGAUGCGAGAUCUUGGCGAGGAUCUGUGGAAGUUCUUGCAGCAGGAACACCUCCGCAAAUACGAAUUGCAGGUGGGCCAGCUUUAUGAUGACUGGAACGAUUUCAUCGACACUCAGUCCGCUACCGAGGAGUUGCAAGAGGAGUCAGUUGAUAUGCCAAUCGAGGACAAUCAUGCUGAGCCCGAAACUAUAAUGAAAGCCAUAGACAACGUGGAUGGCAACGCCAAAGCUCAGGCUCAGGCUGAUGCCGAUGCUCUCUUCAAGGCCCAACAAAAGCUCGAACGGACCAAAGAGGAGCUUGCAUGGACUCAAGGUGAGCUUACAAGGACCAGAGGGGAGCUGGCCAAGCUUCAACAUGAGAAACUCGAGACAGAGAAGAAGAGCAUUGAACCCAAGUUACUCCCAUCUGACAGGCCCGCCCAACACGCCUCAUCAGCAGCAUCGCAGGAGGAAGAUCGGACCAAGAGACUUGAAGAGCAAAGCUCACCGGCAGCUAGCCAGAUCAUCGGCUUGAGAACAGCGAUUCCCCCGUUUCCAGAGCCUCUCGGUCAAACAGAGAAGUCGGGCGGCUCGCAGAGUAUCGUCUUCGAACCGCUAGAUCAUGAUGCAGCCUCAUCGCCUCACCUGGUGCCACGUCAGGUCUUGACGCAGAGUCAGAAGCAAGGCGACUCGAUCGACCACGCCUACAAUCUCGCCAAAGCUCUCGGCUUGCAGGUGCCCACUCACGAGAGCUCACAGGUAACGUAUCUGCAUCCCGUAGGGCUUCAGAAGGCUUAA
Alternaria incomplexa is the source of this 1173-nucleotide messenger RNA. RefSeq lists its product as uncharacterized. The record is from RefSeq and is a predicted model, not a curated record. The coding region runs from base 1 to 1173 and encodes 390 amino acids. The transcript has 3 exons. Lineage: Eukaryota; Fungi; Ascomycota; Dothideomycetes; Pleosporales; Pleosporaceae.